AUGCUUGCAUUCUUCCUCGUUCUCUUCGUUUCAGCGAGGUUUCGACCGUGCGCGGCGACUCGCGUCUCGACGCGGGUCUACGAAAAAGACGACGGAGCAACGAUUGAUGUGACUCGCGAACAUCGUUUAAACGGCUACUUUGUGAGCGCGGUAUAUACGAAACCUUGA
Molecule: messenger RNA, 168 nt
Organism: Ostreococcus lucimarinus CCE9901
Lineage: Eukaryota; Viridiplantae; Chlorophyta; Mamiellophyceae; Mamiellales; Bathycoccaceae
Exons: 1
Coding region: 1-168 (55 amino acids)
Source: RefSeq, a predicted model, not a curated record